Cucumis melo (muskmelon) is the source of this 4508-nucleotide messenger RNA. Its product is annotated as calcium-transporting ATPase 4, plasma membrane-type-like. Gene Ontology annotation, biological process: calcium ion transmembrane transport. The record is from RefSeq and is a predicted model, not a curated record. Bases 1209 to 4319 code for a protein of 1036 amino acids. Lineage: Eukaryota; Viridiplantae; Streptophyta; Magnoliopsida; Cucurbitales; Cucurbitaceae. Gene Ontology annotation, cellular component: membrane; intracellular membrane-bounded organelle. Gene Ontology annotation, molecular function: P-type calcium transporter activity; calmodulin binding; ATP hydrolysis activity. The transcript has 7 exons.
ACCUCAUCUAUUAAUAAAAAUUCCUACCUUAUUAAAAUUUUGAGUUCUUUUAGUUAUUUAUUGUUGUCUAUGGAUAACUAAAAGAUGACUAAUAGCUCCAGAGAUGAAUGAAAAAUGGUUUUCUACGUACAUUAACAUGUUAUGAAAAGAUUCAAUCCACUAUAAGAAUCACCCGCACCCUGGAUAGAAGCUAAACUUUUGCUACUAGAUGCUCUCUAUGUUUAUGGUUCGAAACUCACACUUUGUCCUCCUCGCUUGCUUCUUGGUGUCUUGGUGGCCUUGCAAAGGAAUCUAUGACAACCACUUCAUGCUCCAUGCUUGUCACCCAUGCUUUGUGGUUCAAUACUAAUAUAACUUUGUUCCUCAAUUUCUUGCUCCUUAGCCUCUUGUAAAAGAAGCCACAAUGGUACUUGAACCUAUAUGUGAAAGGGGAUUGGGAGACAAUUUUACCAUUGAGGUAACUUCUAGAACUGAUAUUAUUUCGAAUAUAUGUAAUAUAAAGACCAUAAAAUUAGAGUAGCUCGAGCUCCUUUAAAUCUAUGCCAAAUCCACCCGUGCUUAAACCAUGACAACGAACCUAAUCAAACACAGGAUGGAAAAAAGCUACAAGGAAGAUGCAAAAGAAAAACCGAACAAUAAACCCACGACGUAAAUAACAGUCAAAUUCACUCACAAAUCAUUUUAAAAUAUUUUUUAAACUAAAAUAUAUAUAUUUAAAGAAUUUAAAUAAGAACUAAAAAUACAUAAUUUGAACAAAGAAUCUAUUGAUUCUUUAUCUAUCCAUAGUUAAGUUUAUUGACCAUCUUUUGAAUAUAAAAAGCAGCAGGCAUAUAGAGGACCUCAAAGAGGACCAAAAUGACAUUUUGAAAAGAAAAAAAAUUAUUGAGUAAAAUAUAAAGAAGGAAAAAAGUAAAGCAUUAGAAGAAAUUAUGUGGGAAGAAGAUAGAAAGAAGAGAGAGAGAGAGAGAGAUUAUCUCAACAUAUCUUCAUUUUAGUUCACUCUUGUGGACUCUGUCCAGAACUUCUGCUCUGGGAAGCCUCUUCGUCUAUCUAAUAACUCUUUCGUUCCCUUCCUUUUUCAUCUGAUCUCCUCGGAACAACACCGGGAAAAAGGCAACGGGUACGGCUUUGCUGGCGACUCAAAACAAGAAUCAAAGAACAUUUCAUUUUCCUCUUCUCUGUUUCGCUUUUAUUAUCAGCGAGCAUCAAUGAAUAUGGAGCAGUAUCUUCUGAAAGACUUCGAAGUCGAGCCAAAACAUCCUUCAGAGCAAGCCUUGAGGAGAUGGCGAUCUGCCGUCUCAAUCGUCAGAAAUCGGCGACGGAGGUUCCGAAACAUUGCAGAUCUCGACAAACGCUCCGAGGCUGAGAAGAAGAAACUCAAAAUCCAGGAAACAAUUCGAGUUGCUCUUUAUGUUCACAAGGCAGCAUUACAAUUUAUCGAUGCCGUGAAUCGGGAUGAGUACCAUCUGUCAGAUGAGGCUAGGAAUGCUGGCUUUAGUAUUCAUCCAGAUGAGCUUGCAUCCAUUGUUCGUAGCCAUGAUUACAAGGCAUUGAAAUUUUAUGGAGGUGUGGAAGGACUUUCAAGGAAAGUUUCUGUCUCACUAGAUGCUGGUGUCAGUGAAAAGGAUACGUCCAAGAGACAAGAGAUUUAUGGUUAUAAUCGUUACACAGAGAAACCUUCCAGACCCUUUUGGGUGUUUGUAUGGGAAGCAUUACACGACGUGACAUUAAUCAUCCUAAUAUUUUGUGCACUAAUUUCUUUAGGCGUUGGAAUUGCCACAGAAGGAUGGCCGAAGGGAACAUAUGAUGGUUUAGGAAUUCUACUCAGUAUACUAUUGGUCGUCUUGGUUACUUCUAUUAGUGAUUACAAGCAGUCUUUGCAAUUCAAGGAUCUUGACAAGGAAAAGAAAAAAAUUUAUGUUGAUGUCACUAGGGAGGGGCUGAGGAAAAAAGUUUUGAUCUACGACUUGGUUGUUGGAGACAUUGUUCAUCUAUCCAUUGGAGAUCAGGUUCCCGCUGAUGGGGUUUUCAUAUCAGGAUAUAGUCUACUAAUUGAUGAAUCCAGCUUAUCAGGUGAGAGUGAACCAGUGAACAAAGAUGAGGAGAAACCAUUUCUUCUAUCAGGAACCAAAGUGCAAGAUGGAUCUGGAAAGAUGAUGGUAACAACAGUUGGUAUGAAAACUGAAUGGGGAAAGUUGAUGGAAACUCUCAGUGAGGGAGGAGAAGAUGAGACUCCAUUGCAGGUGAAGCUGAAUGGUGUUGCAACUCUUAUUGGUAAAAUUGGAUUGACUUUUGCUGUAUUGACAUUCCUGGUGAUGACAGGAAGGUUUCUUGGGGAGAAAGCUGCUCACCAUCAAUUUACAAAGUGGACUUCAAGUGAUGCACUGAAACUCUUAGAUUUCUUUGCUGUUGCAGUUACCAUAAUAGUUGUUGCAGUUCCUGAAGGUUUACCACUGGCAGUGACAUUAAGCCUCGCCUUUGCUAUGAAGAAACUGAUGGAUGAAAGAGCACUAGUUAGGCAUCUGUCUGCAUGUGAAACAAUGGGUUCAGCCACUUGCAUUUGCACAGAUAAGACCGGGACAUUAACCACAAACCAUAUGAUAGUUAGCCGUGCAUGGGUAUGUGAAAAUUUUAUGGAGAAUAAAGACCAUGGAAGUGUAGACAAAUUGAAAUCAGAGAUCUCUGAAGACGUUUUAGGCAUAUUAUUGCAGUCCAUAUUUCAAAAUACUAGCUGCGAAGUGACUAAAGAUAAGGAUGGAAAGAACUCAAUUGUUGGUGGAACACCAACAGAAUCAGCACUACUAGAGUUUGGCAUCCAUUUGGGUGGAGAUUUUCGUGCCCAACGUACAGAAUAUAAGAUACUUAAAGUAGAGCCUUUCAAUUCUGUUAGGAAGAAGAUGUCUGUACUUGUAGCGCUUCCUAAUGGUGGGGUCAGAGCUUUUGUCAAAGGUGCAUCUGAAAUAAUACUAAGUAUGUGUGACACGUAUAUAGAUUCCAAUGGAGAAUCUAUUGAUUUAAAAGAAGAGAAGGUAAAUAAUGCUACAAAUGUUAUCAAUAGUUUUGCCAAUGAAGCUUUGAGGACGCUUUGCUUGGCCUUCAAAGAUAUAGGGGACUCUAGCGGCAAAACUAUUCCAGAUGAUGGAUAUACAUUAAUUGCAAUUGUUGGGAUCAAGGAUCCCGUACGCCCAGGCGUCAAGGAAGCCGUUAAAACUUGCUUAGCUGCUGGAAUAACUGUGCGUAUGGUCACUGGUGACAAUAUUAAUACGGCGAAGGCUAUUGCUAAAGAAUGUGGUAUACUAACAAAUGAUGGUUUAGCUAUAGAAGGACCAGACUUCCGUAAUUUAUCUCCAGAACAGAUGAAGCAAAUUAUACCAAAAGUCCAGGUGAUGGCUCGAUCCUUGCCACUGGACAAAUACACGUUGGUUAACAAUUUGCGGAGUAUGGGCGAGGUCGUUGCAGUGACUGGAGAUGGGACAAAUGAUGCUCCAGCAUUGCAUGAGUCAGAUAUUGGACUAGCUAUGGGAAUUGCUGGGACUGAGGUGGCCAAAGAAAAUGCUGAUGUCAUCAUAAUGGAUGACAAUUUUUCAACAAUUGUAAAUGUUGCGAGAUGGGGGCGUGCGGUGUACAUUAACAUACAAAAAUUUGUGCAGUUUCAGCUAACCGUUAACAUUGUUGCUCUGGUGAUCAAUUUUGUUUCUGCUUGCCUCUCAGGAUCUGCUCCUCUUACGGCUGUACAGUUGCUUUGGGUGAACUUGAUUAUGGACACUCUUGGUGCUUUGGCUCUGGCCACAGAGCCUCCAAACGAUGGACUUAUGCAGAGACCUCCAAUUCCCAAGGGGGUUAACUUUAUUACCAAAGCCAUGUGGAGGAACAUUAUUGGUCAGAGUAUAUAUCAACUUGCUGUUCUUGCUGUUCUUAAUUUUGGGGGAAAGCAACUUCUUGGACUUGAUGGAUCUGAUUCCACCAUAGUUCUAAACACUUUGAUUUUCAACUCAUUUGUGUUCUGCCAGGUUUUCAACGAAAUUAACAGCCGUGAGAUAGAAAAGAUCAACAUAUUCCGAGGGAUGUUCAGCAGCUGGAUAUUUAUGGGAGUAAUGGUAGCCACAGUGGGGUUUCAAAUAAUAAUUAUAGAAUUUUUGGGAGCUUUUGCAAGCACUGUACCACUGAGCCGGGAACUGUGGGGACUGAGUGUGUUGAUUGGAUUUGUGAGCAUGCCAGUUGCAAUUGUGUUGAAGCUCAUCCCUGUUCGUAAAGAAGAAGCAUUCACGGCCCAGCAUGAUGGCUAUGAACCACUCCCUUCUGGCCCAGAGUUGGCUUGACCUUCAGAGCUCUAAAACCACCAAGCAAGACAUCUGAAUUUCUAUUGGGAAUCAUAAAGAAUGGACUUUGUUAAGCUUGAGGUGUGAGUGUGAUCACAAAUUUUUGUCUCAUUAACAAAGAAUGUUAUUAAUUAUUACCACUUCUCUUUCUUAACAAUUGAAAAAUAAAACAAAAUGUUUCUUUUUUCC